AUGGCCGAUCCGCUCUCAAUAGCAUCAGGGAUUGCGGGGUUACUUUCUUUUGGUGUUCAAGUCACCCAAACUUUGGUCGAUUUCUACUCCGCAUACAAGGACCAGGACACGAACCUGUCAAGAAUUACGCAGAAUCUCGAGAGCCUUCAGAGUAUCUUUCGAUCCCUUGACGUUGCAAUACAAGAUCGCCGAUCCCGCGCCGACGCACAAGAGCUGUUCAAAGAAGUCGAAAAGGCAACACAGAGAUGCGAGGAAAUAAUCAAUGAGCUUCAGCUUGAGUGCCAAAAAUUCGAUAAAGGCUCCAUCACUGGUUUCAAGGGCCGUAUUCAAGUCGCUGGGCGUCGCGCAGCCUAUCCCUUUCGAAAAAGCACAUUGCAGAAGCUCGAGGAAGACAUCGGGGAGAUACGUGAGAACUUGUCAUUCGCACUAGACGCCCUGCAACUCAGAUGCUACGAUCAGAUCCAAGAUAGCAUGUCGGAACUCAAAUUCCUUCUCGAGCGAACAAACGCUAACCAGAUCUCUUUUACGAUACGUGCAUGGCUUAUGGCACCAGAUGCAUCUAUCAAUCACCAUACUACAUGUGCGAAACGUCAUCAAAGCACAGGGUUGUGGUUCGUUAACGGCCAUCACUUUACGAAUUGGCUAGUGGAACGCAAUUCCUUCUUAUGGCUUAAUGGCUUUGCAGGAUGCGGCAAGUCGGUCCUUUGCUCAACUGCAAUCCAACAUACAUUCCGUGAGAUGAGGCAUAGGCAUGGGGUCGGGAUCGCUUUCUUUUACUUCUCCUUCCACGAUGAGUCAAAGCAGGACGAUAACGGCAUGCUACGCUCAUUGCUGUUGCAGCUAUCGGGACAGCUACAAGACGGAGAAAAGGACCUAGAGCAACUACAUGCAUUGUAUAAGUCGGGUACUCCUCCAGUGGAUGUAUUACUUGACUUACUUCAACGUUUCCUUGGCCGAUUCUAUGACAGUUAUAUUCUACUCGAUGCAAUAGACGAGAGCCCUCGAGACCGCUGCAGGGAAGGUGUUUUAAUAGCGAUACAGGCGAUACGCAGUUGGUCCUUACCUGGUGUCCAUCUUCUGGUGACAAGUCGUAACGAGCUUGAUAUCCGUGAAUCUUUGGAUCCUUCUUGUGAGCAAGAUCUUGCGAUGAGGAAUUCGGAGAUUGACAGAGACAUAGUAAACUUUGUCUCUUAUCAGCUCAGUAACGACACAAAACUCGAGAGAUGGAAAGCACGUGAGGAGGAGAUUCAAACAAAGUUGACAAUAGGUGCGCAGGGCGUAUUUAGAUACGUCGAAUGUCAGUUCAACGCCCUUAGGCGGGCGCGAAACCGGAACCAGCUUGAUGAAUGCCUUCGCAAUUUGCCCCGCGAUCUAGAUGGAACAUACGAGCGUAUCUUAUGCAGUAUCGAUGACGAAUACGUUGAGGACGUACGGCGGGUUUUGACUAUGCUCUGCUUCUCCACCCGACCGCUCGAAGUCAGUGAGCUGAUUGACGCCCACGCUGUUGAUCUCGGUGAGUCGCCGCAUCUUGAUCGCGAGGGUCGUUCGUACGACCAAGAUGAUCUUGUCGACAUUUGCCUUGGUCUUAUCGAGAUCACGGCCAUGGAUGACCAUAAUGGGCAGAGCAUCUUGACUACUCGUAUAGCGCAUUUCUCCGUUCAGGAGUAUCUUCAAUCAGAUCGCAUUUUACAACAGAACUCAAGAAGGUUCGCCGUUCGAAGUGCACCUGCGAACACUGAAAUAGCACAGAUCUGUCUUGUCUAUCUCUUAGAGCCAAGUUUAUCCGAAAGGGUAUUAGAUGAGGCGAAGGCCACAAAGUUCGCACUUGCUCGUUACGCCGCUAUGAAUUGGUUCCAUCACUAUACAAUCUCUAAGGAGGAGAAUCCUAGGACUGAGCAACUAGUACUAAGGCUUUUCAGAGAUAAGAAGAAGGCUUUCGCAACGUGGAUACGUUUACAUGACAUGGACCUUCCAUGGGUGAGCAAUGCAGAUUAUGAUCGCACUAUUUCUUAUAUGGCAUCGCCUCUGUACUACGCAGCCUUGUUGGGAUUAGAAACCACCUUGAACAGCAUCUUAGCCAUCGACACCUGGGAUGCAGAUUUAUCGGGAACAGUGAAUGCUCAAGGUGGACGUAAUGGCAACGCUCUCCAGGCUGCAUCAUUUGGCGGCUAUGAAAAUGUGGUGCAGAUAUUGCUGGAUCAAGGUGCAGAUACCAACGCUCAAGGAGGAGAAUAUGGCAAUGCACUCCAGGCUGCAUCAUCUGGCGGCUAUGAAAAGGUGGUGCAGAUAUUGCUGGAUCAAGGCGCCGACGUCAACGCUCAAGGAGGAGAAUAUGGCAAUGCACUCCAGGCUGCAUCAUCUUACGGCUAUGAAAAGUUGGUGCAGAUGUUGCUAGAUCAAGGCGCCGACGUCAACGCCCAAGGAGGGAAAUAUGGCAAUGCACUCCAGGCUGCAUCAUCUUACGGCUAUAAAAAGUUGGUGCAGAUGUUGCUGGAUCAAGGCGCCGACGUCAACGCCCAAGGAGGACAAUUUGGCAAUGCACUCCAGGCUGCAUCGUUUUACGGCCAUGAAAAGGUGGUGCAGAUGUUGCUGGAUCAAGGUGCCGACGUCAACGCCCAAGGCGGAUGCUAUGGCAAUGCUCUCCAGGCUACGUCAUCUGGCGGCUAUGAAAAGGUAAUGCAGAUAUUGCUAGAUCAAGGUGCCGACGUGAACGCUCAAGGCGGGUUCUAUGGUAACGCUCUCCAAGCCGCAUCAGUUAGCGGCCAUGGAAAUGUGGUGCAGAUGUUAGUAGAUCAAGGUGCCGAUGUCAACGCCCAAGGCGAAUUUUAUGGCAAUGCACUCCAAGCUGCAUCAUGUGGCGGCCAUAAAAAGGUGGUGCAAAUGUUGGUAGAUCAAGGUGCCGAUGUCAACGCCCAAGGGGGAGAGUAUGUCAACGCACUCCAGGCUGCAUCGUUUUACGGCCAUGAAAAGGUGGUGCAGAUGUUGCUGGAUCAAGGUGCCGACGUCAACGCCCAAGGGGGAGAGUAUGGCAAUGCACUACAGGCUGCAUCACUUGGCGGCCAUGGAAAUGUGGUGCAGAUAUUGCUGGAUCAGGGCGCCGACGUCAACGCCCAAGGAGGAGAGUAUGGCAACGCACUCCAGGCCGCAUCAUCUAGAGGCCAUGACAGGGUGGUGCAGAAGCUGCAGGAAUAA
Messenger RNA from Penicillium egyptiacum, 3192 nucleotides. The record is from the annotation of a GenBank genome assembly. NCBI's taxonomy places the organism in Eukaryota, Fungi, Ascomycota, Eurotiomycetes, Eurotiales, Aspergillaceae.